UCUCCAACCUCAAACGCCUCUCAAUUUCUCCAUUCCUCUGUCUCUUCCCGUCUGUCUGCACCCUCCAAACACCCAUCUUCUCAAUUGUCUUCACGCCAGAAGAAUCUCUAUAAAAAACAAGCCUUGAAAAAAUCGACGUCGGAUGAUCUACUACAAGUCCUUGUAUUUUCAUGCAAUCUACCAAUCGAAUAAAACAAAAAAAGAAGCACAUUUCACGUGGAGAAAUGGAUUCUCUUUUUUGGUUUAUACUUGGAAUGUUCGUCGAUUGCUCGGCCUUCUUUAGAAGGCAUGUAAUACCUUUCUGUGCUCUCCUGGAUUAGCUUCAAUCUCUCAAUUUGGCUGAUUGAUGGUUCUUUUAUUGUUUUCUUGAUUUUUUUACUUCUGGAUUUUUACUCUUCUCAUUUUCGGAUCUGAUUCUAUUGUUUCAUGGAGGAUGCUUCAUUGAUGGAAUAGUUUUCAUAGUUGGAAUUUGCUUAUUGGAAGCGGAUAUAUUUGUUUUUUUUUUUUUUUUUUUUCCUUUUUAUUAUCUUUGUAAGUUUGUAUUUUAGUGUUUGGACAGUAUCGGAGAUGAAUUAGCAUUUCCACUACCCAGAUAAGACUUUUUUUUAUUUAAAGUUUUGCUGUUGAAUUUUUUUUACACGUUUUUGUGGGUUUUGGUUCAUUUCAGGCAUUUCGGUAUUAAUAGUGGUUUAAUUUCGAAGGGAUUUUACAUUCUUUAUUUUUUGUGUUUGGGAGUUGGAUUAUGGAAAGGAAGGAUUCUGUGGUUCUGGUUUUUAUUGCUGUUUUAGUAUUUGAAGGGUACUUCUGUGGGAGAGGAUAUGCAGGCACAGUGACAUAUGAUCACAAAGCUCUGGUUAUCAAUGGGCAGAGGCGAGUUCUGCUUUCAGGCUCCAUCCAUUACCCUCGAAGCACAGAAGAUGUCUGGCCAGAGCUUAUUAGGAAAUCCAAAGAAGGCGGACUGGACGUGAUUGAGACUUAUGUUUUUUGGAACUACCAUGAACCUGUAAAAGGACAGUACUACUUCGAAGGGAGGUUCGAUCUGGUGAAGUUCGUGAAGACGGUGCAGGAGGCAGGCCUUUUCGUGCAUUUAAGGAUUGGCCCAUAUGCAUGCGCUGAAUGGAACUAUGGAGGUUUCCCUCUCUGGUUGCAUUUCAUUCCUGGAAUUCAGUUUCGGACGACGAAUACACCUUUUAAGAAUGAGAUGAAGAGAUUCCUUGCGAAGAUAGUACGCAUUAUGAAGGAGGGAAAGCUGUUCGCAUCCCAAGGUGGACCCAUCAUUCUUGCACAGGUCGAAAAUGAAUAUGGAAACGUCGAAUGGGCAUAUGGGGUAGGUGGAGAAUUAUAUGUGCAAUGGGCUGCAGAAGCUGCUAUCGGCCUUAAUACUUCUGUUCCGUGGGUAAUGUGCCAACAAGAAGAUGCACCUGAUCCAAUUAUAAACACAUGCAAUGGGUUCUACUGUGAUCAAUUCACCCCAAACUCUCCUUCCAAGCCCAAGAUGUGGACAGAGAGUUAUAGCGGAUGGUUCCUAGCAUUUGGAAAUGCAAUUCCUUUCAGGCCUGUGGAGGACCUCGCCUUUUCUGUUGCAAGGUUUUUCGAAAUGGGUGGUACUCUUCAAAACUAUUACAUGUAUUUUGGUGGCACUAAUUUUGGAAGGACAGCUGGAGGUCCUCUGAUUGCGACAAGCUAUGAUUAUGAUGCUCCAAUUGAUGAAUAUGGUUUCAUUAGGCAACCAAAAUGGGGCCACUUACGCGACCUACACAUGGCAAUAAAACAAUGUGAAACAUAUUUGGUCAAUUCAGAUCCGACUUAUAUACCGCUCGGACCAAAUUUAGAGGCGCACGUCUACUAUAAAAAACCUGAUGGUUGUGCAGCAUUUCUUGCUAAUAUCGACCAAAAUGUAGAUGCAAAUGUGUCAUUUAACGGAAAUUUUUACAGCCUUCCUGCUUGGUCCGUAAGCAUUCUUCCAGACUGCAAGAAUGUCAUUUUUAACACUGCAAAGGUUGUUUCACAAAGAAGUCUCGGAGAUUUUUCACAUCGCCAAACAAGUUCUGUGAAGGAGACUAUACUGGCAACAUCAAAAUGGGGUUGGUAUAAAGAACAAGUGGGUAUUUGGAGCAACAACUCAUUUACUUCCUCCGGUCUGCUGGAACAGAUAAAUACGACAAGGGAUGUUAGUGAUUAUCUGUGGUAUACGGCCAGCAUUGAUGUGACUGAGAACGAGAAGGAAGUAUAUCUAAAUGUCGCCAGUUUGGGCCAUGCAGCAAUGGUCUUUGUAAAUAAAAGAUUUGUAGGAUUUGGAUAUGGUAAUCACGAAGAUGCGAGCUUUACAGUAACCCAAAAAAUUAUGUUGAAUCAAGGAAAAAAUACACUGGACAUGUUGAGUAUGAUAAUUGGAAUACAGAACUACGGGCCAUGGUUCGAUAUAGCUGGUGCAGGAAUUUUUUCAGUCGCCCUUGUUGAUUUGAUGAAUGCCAAGGAAGAUCUUUCUUUCAAAGCAUGGUCCUAUCAGGUAGGAAUGGAAGGUGAAUAUCUUGGUCUUGAUCAAACAAGUCUGGCAAAUAGCUCGCUAUGGACUAUGGGCAAUUAUCCUCCAGUUAAUCAGACUCUGAUAUGGUACAAGACGACAUUCAUAGCGCCUGAAGGGAAUGGUCCAUUGUCUUUAAAUCUUGCAAGCAUGGGUAAGGGUCAAGCAUGGAUUAAUGGAGAGGGUAUAGGGAGAUACUGGCCUGCUUAUCUCGCACCAACAACAGGCUGCUCCGAACCUUGUGACUACAGAGGAUCAUAUGAUGCAUCGAAGUGCCUAAAGAACUGUGGUCAACCUGCUCAAAUACUGUACCAUAUUCCACGGUCUUGGGUUCAUCCAGGAGAAAAUCUAUUGGUACUCCAUGAAGAACUGGGUGGUGAUCCUUCUAAGAUAACUGUAUCAACUAGAACAGGCCAAGAGAUAUGUGCACUUAUAUCAGAAUCAGAUCCUCUACCAGUCAAUUCUUGGAAGCCAAACUCUGAAUUCAAGCACACAAGCCCAGAAGUCAGACUCGACUGCGAGCGAGGAUGGAAAAUCACUUCAAUUAACUUCGCAAGCUUCGGAACUCCUAAAGGACAAUGUGGAGAGUUUAGCCAUGGAAGUUGCAGUGCUGAAAAUGUUCUUCCGGUUUUUCAGAAGGCAUGCAUUGGCCAUGAGAGCUGUGCAAUGGCUGUCUCGACACUCAACUUCGGGGACCCUUGCGUUGGAGUACUGAAAAGUCUAGCAGUUGAAGCACUAUGCAGUGCAUAGUUUCCGCAUCUCUGGCUUAUUGUACUUUCUCAUUUCGCAAUCUUGCAAUUGCUAGACUCUUCAAGUUUGUGCAUUAAAUUAGCUCUGUAUAGCUAUCUUAACGAUCCAAGUUAGGCGCCUAAGUAGAAUAAAACUGCCAUGGCAGGAUCCUUAGCGGUAUCUGUUUGUUAGGAAUAAAUGAAUUACGUGGUUUGGUUUUCAUU
Magnolia sinica is the source of this 3477-nucleotide messenger RNA. Its product is annotated as beta-galactosidase 6-like. Gene Ontology annotation, cellular component: cell wall; vacuole. Gene Ontology annotation, molecular function: beta-galactosidase activity; carbohydrate binding. NCBI's taxonomy places the organism in Eukaryota, Viridiplantae, Streptophyta, Magnoliopsida, Magnoliales, Magnoliaceae. The record is from RefSeq and is a predicted model, not a curated record. Bases 743 to 3274 code for a protein of 843 amino acids. The transcript has 19 exons. Gene Ontology annotation, biological process: carbohydrate metabolic process.